Phalaenopsis equestris is the source of this 1614-nucleotide messenger RNA. Its product is annotated as UDP-galactose transporter 2-like. The transcript has 5 exons. The record is from RefSeq and is a predicted model, not a curated record. The coding region runs from base 362 to 1417 and encodes 351 amino acids. Gene Ontology annotation, molecular function: antiporter activity; UDP-galactose transmembrane transporter activity. Gene Ontology annotation, cellular component: Golgi apparatus. Lineage: Eukaryota; Viridiplantae; Streptophyta; Magnoliopsida; Asparagales; Orchidaceae.
ACUAUCCUCUCUGCCAAAAAGAAAUCCUAGCACGCACAUGCCUCAUUUUCCUCCUCCGGCAAUUAUCGUCCUCUCGUGCAACUGUAACCUGCCAUGGCUGCUCAGCCCAGAGAAGGAAAGAACGUUGAAGAAUGCGGAGAUAUAGCAGGGAAUUGAAAGACUACUUAAAGUUUAACCGAAACGAAAGAGCCGCACAAGGAAACGUUGAAAAGCUCUUACCUUUCCCAUCUAUCUAUCACCAUUCCUUCGCCUUCCUCUUCCUCCUCCUCCUCCUCCUCCAUUGCCCCAUCUCUAUAAACCUCUGUCUCCGAGGAUUACUGCGGCGGAGUUGAGCAUCGUUGUUAGCCAGGAGGAAAGAGGGAUGGAGAAGACGAAGCAGCAGGAGGAGAAGAAGCCGUCGGCAGUGUCGGACGUGGGGGCGUGGGGAAUGAACGUUGUGAGCUCCGUCGGGAUUAUAAUGGCGAACAAGCAGCUUAUGUCCACAACGGGUUACGCAUUCACGUUUGCAACUACUUUGACUGGUUUGCACUUUGGUGUGACUGCAUUGGUUGGAUUAGUUUCAAACGCCACCGGAUAUUCUGCUUCAAAGCAUGUUCCUCUGUGGGAGCUUCUCUGGUUUUCCCUUGUCGCCAACACAUCCAUCACAGGGAUGAACCUGAGCCUUAUGCUUAAUUCUGUUGGCUUUUACCAGAUUUCCAAGCUUAGCAUGAUUCCUGUGGUUUGUGUGAUGGAAUGGAUGCUUCAUAACAAGCAGUAUUCAAAGGAGGUGAAGAUGUCUGUUUUAGUGGUGGUUGUGGGUGUUGGUGUUUGUACAGUGACAGAUGUCAAAGUUAAUGGCAAAGGUUUUAUAUGCGCGUGCAUAGCAGUGCUUUCCACAUCUUUGCAGCAAAUUUCUAUUGGCUCUUUACAGAAGAAGUAUUCAAUUGGCUCUUUUGAACUGCUUAGCAAAACAGCUUCAAUACAGGCUCUUUCCCUUUUAAUUCUUGGUCCCUUCAUUGAUUACUCUCUCAAUGGCAAAUUCAUUUUCGAAUACAAGUUCUCCUCAGGCUCCAUUCUCUUCACUCUUCUCUCAUGCACCCUGGCAGUCUUCUGCAACAUAAGCCAAUACCUCUGCAUCGGCCGUUUCUCAGCCGUGUCAUUCCAAGUUCUUGGCCACAUGAAAACUGUUUGUGUGCUUAUUCUUGGCUGGCUAUUAUUCGAUUCACAACUCACUCUGAAAAACAUAUUGGGAAUGGCUCUCGCGGUCAUCGGCAUGGUUGUGUAUAGCUGGGCCAUUGAACUGGAGAAGCAGCAAUAUUCUAAUUCUAGCUUUGCUUUGGCUAAAUCAAGCCUCACCGAAGAGGAGAUUCGUCUCUUGAGGGAGGAAGUGGAGAAGUCAAAUACCAAGGAUGUGGAGCUUGGUGAGGCAAAGCUGUAAUGGUAGCAGACUAUUUGUUCGGUAAAUUUGUGUUGAAGCUCGAUUAUAUGCCGCGUGCUGUGGAGAGAUGUAAAUAUUUUAUAUUUUUAUAUGAUUUCUGAUUUUUAGUCUAUGCAACCAGUUUGAGACCUUGUGAUUCAUUUCUUUUGUACGUGAUUUCUAAUCUAAACCGUGAGUUCUUGUGUGUGGGUUUGUUU